CCCACGCCUAUGUGUGAGUGAGAGAGAGAGAGAGAUAGCGCUCCGUCGCCCGAAUCAGCACUAAUACAAAUAUCGUCAGUUGGUUUGUACGGGUGUGUCACUCAUUGCUCGCUCUUCCUCGGCGUCUCAGAGCUGGCAAUCUCUCUCUCCGCUUCGCGUCCGUGCUUUAUCUCUCUAAAACCCUAGAAAAUGGUGUACACUGUCUCUGGUGUUCGCCUACCUUGUUUGCCGGCAGUGUGCAACUCGUCCCGUUCAACCUUCCGUUGCGAUCGAAGGAUUCAGCAUCGCUCUCUGUGGUUGCGGAACAACUCUUUUUCGAGGAAGAUUUUUGCUGGAAAAUCUUCUUACGAUUCUGAAUCCUCAUCUACAACGGUUGCUGCAUCUGAGAAAAUCCUCGUUCCAGGGAGCCAAAAUGAUGGCUCUUCAUCCUUGACAGAUCGAGUGGAUGUAGCUUCUGAAGAUUUGCAGGUAUUUCAUAAUGUGGGUGAUGGUCUAAUAAUGGAAAGUGAUAGUAAGACAAAGGAAGAAGAAGCUUUCUCAGAACCUACCAAUGUUCGCAGUAAACCUGAUGAUGAGCAAGAUAUAGUUCCUCCUUUGCUUGGAGGUGCAAAUGAUGGAGUUCGAGAUGAAGAAACCUCUGUUCCUUCAGGUGGGACUGGUAAUGUUAAGAAUGAUGGUGAAGCUAAACAGAAGUCUAUUCCUCCACCUGGAACAGGGCAGAGAAUUUAUGAAAUAGAUCCACUUUUGAGCGGCUAUUGUGAGCAUCUUGAUUACCGGUAUGGACAAUACAAAAAAAUGCGUGAGGCGAUUGACAAGUAUGAAGGUGGUUUGGAAGUGUUUUCUCGUGGUUAUGAGAAGUUUGGUUUCAUACGCAGUGAUGCGGGUAUAACUUACAAGGAGUGGGCACCUGGAGCAAAGUCAGCGGCAUUGAUUGGAGAUUUUAACAAUUGGAAUCCUAAUGCGGAUGUUAUGACCCAGAAUGAAUUCGGUGUUUGGGAGAUCUUUUUGCCAAACAAUGCUGAUGGUUCACCGUCAAUCCCACAUGGUUCUAGAGUGAAGAUCCACAUGGAUACUGAAUCUGGAAUUAAAGAUUCCAUUCCUGCUUGGAUCAAGUACUCUGUACAAGCGCCUGAUGAAAUUCCAUACAAUGGCGUAUACUACGAUCCACCAACAGGGGAGAAGUAUGUAUUUCAACAUCCUCAGCCAAAGAAACCAAAAUCUAUUAGGAUCUAUGAGUCACAUGUUGGGAUGAGUAGUACGGAGCCAAUAAUUAACACAUAUGCUAACUUUAGAGAUUAUGUUCUCCCUCGCAUCAAAAGGCUGGGCUAUAAUGCUGUCCAGAUAAUGGCUAUUCAGGAACAUUCAUAUUAUGCUAGCUUUGGGUAUCAUGUCACAAAUUUUUUUGCACCCAGCAGUCGUUUUGGAACUCCUGAUGAUCUCAAGUCUCUGAUAGAUAGAGCUCAUGAACUAGGUCUGCUAGUUCUCAUGGACAUUGUGCACAGCCAUGCAUCAAAAAAUGUGUUGGAUGGGCUGAACAUGUUUGAUGGGACUGAUAGUCAAUACUUCCACUCUGGAUCGCGGGGAACUCAUUGGAUGUGGGAUUCUCGCCUUUUUAACUAUGGAAAUUGGGAAGUACUAAGAUUCCUCCUUUCAAAUGCAAGAUGGUGGUUGGACGAAUAUAAGUUUGAUGGGUUCAGAUUUGAUGGUGUGACCUCAAUGAUGUACACUCAUCAUGGAUUGCAGGUGGGAUUUACUGGAAAUUACAAUGAGUAUUUUGGAUAUGCAACUGACGUAGAUGCUGUAGUUUACCUGAUGUUGGUUAAUGAUCUCAUUCAUGGGCUCUACCCCGAGGCCGUUACCAUUGGUGAAGAUGUUAGUGGAAUGCCAACAUUUUGUAUUCCUACUCAAGAUGGUGGUGUGGGUUUUGAUUAUCGCCUGCAUAUGGCCAUUGCUGAUAAGUGGAUCGAACUUCUCAAGAAAAGGGAUGAAGAUUGGAAAAUGGGUGACAUUGUACACACAUUUACCAACCGAAGGUGGUUGGAAAAAUGUGUUGCUUAUGCUGAAAGUCAUGACCAAGCUUUAGUCGGUGACAAAACUAUUGCAUUCUGGUUGAUGGACAAGGAUAUGUAUGACUUCAUGGCGUUGGAUAGACCAUCAACUCCUCUUAUAGAUCGUGGUAUAGCAUUACACAAAAUGAUCAGACUGAUUACCAUGGGAAUAGGUGGAGAAGGAUAUUUGAACUUCAUGGGAAAUGAAUUUGGGCAUCCUGAGUGGAUAGAUUUUCCGAGGGCUGAUCAACAUCUUCCCAAUGGCAAAGUAGUCCUUGGGAACAGCAACAGUUAUGAUAAGUGCAGACGCAGAUUUGAUCUGGGGGAUGCAGGUUAUCUAAGAUAUCGUGGAAUGCAGGAAUUUGAUCAGGCCAUGCAGCAUCUUGAAGAAACUUAUACUUUCAUGACUUCUGAGCACCAAUUUAUAUCACGGAAGGAUGAAGGAGACAGGAUCAUCGUCUUUGAGAGGGGGAGCCUUAUUUUUGUCUUUAAUUUUCACUGGACAAACAGCUAUUCAGAUUACCGAGUGGGAUGCUUAAAACAAGGAAAGUAUAAGAUUGUCUUGGAUUCUGAUGAUGCUUUGUUUGGAGGGUUCAAUAGAAUUGAUCAUGCUGCAGAGUUUUUCAGCUCAGAAGGGUGGUAUGAUAACCGGCCUCGUUCGUUCCUUGUGUAUGCACCAUCUAGAACGGCAGUGGUCUAUUCUCUGGUGGAGGAUGAAAUGGAAACUGUCGAGGACUGAAAUUAAUCUUGAUACAGCUUUUCUUGAUACUCUUGCUGCCAUGUUUCGAGCCCUGGCAGUCUCAGCACCACCCCAUUUGAGAACAGUAGAGAUGAAACAGAAUGCAGCACAAGAUGACAGGCCGCAAUUCAGCAGAGACCAAACCGGAGAUCAUGUCUUUGUAACGUCUCUCUGUAAAUGUAUUUGCUUUCUUGUGUUAAAAUGGAUACUGGAUUAUAAUGGUCACCAUUGGUGUCAUCAUCAACAGAGACGUCAGUGUAUAGCUCCCUGUGCGUCUUAUGUCGCCAAUAAUUCCCCACUUAAUAAUACGAGCAUUUUCUUCA
Malania oleifera is the source of this 3110-nucleotide messenger RNA. RefSeq names its product 1,4-alpha-glucan-branching enzyme 1, chloroplastic/amyloplastic-like. Lineage: Eukaryota; Viridiplantae; Streptophyta; Magnoliopsida; Santalales; Ximeniaceae. The coding region runs from base 190 to 2787 and encodes 865 amino acids. Gene Ontology annotation, biological process: starch metabolic process. The record is from RefSeq and is a predicted model, not a curated record. Gene Ontology annotation, cellular component: cytoplasm. Gene Ontology annotation, molecular function: cation binding; hydrolase activity, hydrolyzing O-glycosyl compounds; 1,4-alpha-glucan branching enzyme activity. The transcript is spliced from 23 exons.